CUUGUGUUCAUUUCAUCACCUUCUUCACUCCACACCUCUCUACUAAACCUUCUCAUAAACAUGGCAUUCUCCUCUUCAUCCAAACCCUUGCUCUUCCUCUCAUUUUUCCUAGCAGCAGCUUUCGCGACCUCAGUGCUGGCUCGUGAUUUCUCAAUUGUUGGUUAUGCACCGGAUGACUUGACAUGCAUUGACAAACUAAUUAAUCUAUUCGAGUCCUGGCUUGAAAAGCAUGGCAAGAGUUAUGAAAGCAUUGAAGAGAAAUUGCACAGGUUUGAGAUCUUUAAAGAUAAUUUGAUGCAUAUUGAUGAAACAAACAAGAAAAGCAGCAGCUACUGGCUUGGACUCAAUGAGUUUGCUGACUUGAGCCAUGAGGAGUUCAAGGACAAGUAUUUGGGCCUCAAGGUUGACUUGUCUACAAGGAGAGAGUCCAAUCCUGAAGAUUUCAUCUACAAAGAUGUCGUCGAUCUGCCCAAGUCUGUGGACUGGAGAAAGAAAGGAGCUGUCACUAAUGUCAAGAACCAAGGCUCAUGUGGUAGUUGCUGGGCCUUUUCGACAGUAGCUGCAGUAGAGGGAAUAAACCAGAUUGUGACUGGAAAUUUGACGUCGCUGUCAGAGCAAGAGCUAGUUGAUUGUGAUACAAGCUUUAACAAUGGUUGCAAUGGAGGCCUAAUGGAUUAUGCAUUUUCCUUCAUUAUGUCCAAUGGGGGACUUCACAAGGAGGAUGACUACCCUUACAUCAUGGAAGAAGGCACUUGUGAUGAGAAAAAGGAUGAAUUUCAAGUAGUGACUAUCAACGGGUACCAUGAUGUGCCACGAAACAGUGAUGAAAGCUUGAUAAAGGCACUUGCAAACCAACCCUUGAGUGUUGCUAUUGAGGCUUCUGGCCGUGACUUCCAGUUCUACAGCGGGGGUGUGUUUGAUGGGCGUUGUGGAACGGAGCUGGACCAUGGAGUGGCUGCAGUGGGAUAUGGAACAGCAAAGGGAGGGGAUUACAUAAUUGUGAAGAACUCAUGGGGUCCCAAAUGGGGGGAGAAAGGCUACAUUAGACUCAAGAGAAAUACUGGCAAGCCUGAAGGCAAAUGUGGCAUCAACAAAAUGGCUUCUUAUCCCACCAAGUCCAAGUAGACUUGUCCCAAUUCAUCUCUGUAUUCACUUGCUUGUUUUCUUUAAAUUAACACUUGUUUCUUUCUUCUUGUUUGGUUUAUUGUUCUUGAAGCAAUGAUCAUAUAAUAAAGUUGACAGUUUUUAAUUGUA
This is a messenger RNA of Daucus carota subsp. sativus, 1254 nucleotides long. Its product is annotated as cysteine protease XCP2. The coding region runs from base 61 to 1125 and encodes 354 amino acids. Lineage: Eukaryota; Viridiplantae; Streptophyta; Magnoliopsida; Apiales; Apiaceae. Gene Ontology annotation, molecular function: cysteine-type endopeptidase activity. Gene Ontology annotation, cellular component: lysosome. The transcript has 4 exons. The record is from RefSeq and is a predicted model, not a curated record.